GCUUCUUAAGUAGGGUAUUUGACGGUAGACAAUAUGAAUUCUGAAGUCUCUGGAAGAGAAUGGCAAAUUUAUUCCAGAGAAGGGAAUGCAAGUCAUUCUAGUCCUCAAAUUAAGCUUAAGAAAACAGAUAGCCAGCAGACGAUAAUUUUAACGAGGGACCAAUCCUUACUUCUCUUUACCUUGUACCUGAAUGGUCAAAACGGUUUCUUAGAAAUCCCUCUGGACGACUGUGUGUGUAUAGGUGAUAUGAACGUCGCAAGGACGGUGAAAGACCUGCUAAAGGAAAACUUUUUACAUAAAAAUAGUAACAGGGUGGAAAUCAACCAAUCAAGACAUACUGAGAUCAAAGAAAUCUUCAAAAUAACAUGCCUGCAGAGUUACAUAGAUCGAGAAUUCCUCAUACAAGUGGCUUCAGUAGAAUGUCUAAACGACUUUUCGGAGGCAUGCACUGCCAACUCGGAGUUGGAGGAUGAAUCUGAGGAUUCUAAAACUGGAACACCCUACAUAACAAUCAUGAGACUUAUAAUAGAAAUAGAGCCGGAGGAGGCAUUGAGUAUUUUACGUAAAUAUGACAUUGAAGUAGAAGAUGUUCUUCCUCCAUUCCUUUUUCGUGGUGAAUAUGAUGGAUGGAUUGAAAAAUUGAGAGACUGGUGAGAGUGAGAGCCUGGUGUAGCAAUAAAAACAAACAUCCUCUGGAGUGUGCAGACGGAAUAAAUGCCGAGAUGAUAAACAGUGUAUUCUCUGCUUACAGUAUAUAUACAGGUCGCUGUAAGAACUUAGUAAAUAUACCUGAUGCUUAUCAUGGACUACUCUUCUCCAUCCUGUUUUCGGAAGAUCGUUGUAUUUUUCUCGAAGACGACAGAUGGCACACAAAUCUUACGAAAAUCAGAGAAACCUUUCAACUUACAGAAGAAAAAAGAACAAUUGCUGAGGACAUUGUUGUCAUCAAUGAAAUAGUCGACAAAAAGAAUAUACUCACGAAGUCUGGCAGCACCAUUUCAUUUAAAACGUAUGAUGAAGAUGGACCAAGUGAUGCGGAUGAUCUUGUUAUGAUUGAAUUCACCAUGAGAUCUCUAAGAAAACUGGAGGAUUAUGAAUCCUUAUUAUCGCUAGGAACAAAAGCUCUUGUUUAUAAUUAUUGUGUAUUUUGGGAUAAUUUAUUCCUUGGAGAUUAUGUGUACAUUCCUGAAGAAUUAAAUGAGAUGUUGAUAUUUAAACUUGGUUUUUGUGCAAUUGAAUACUUCAGCACCGGGGAGAUAGACAAUGAUGAUGACUUAAAUAUGCACUAUUUAUCGAUAUAUGACGGGCAGAGAGAUCUGGUGAACAGAGUGUCAGAGACAUUUGGACUACCAUUUGAUGUAUCUAAUUUAGAAAGAGAGAAAAUGGUCCAAUUCAUCAACUUUUCAAAGAGGGCAUACAGAUGGUUCGAAGGAAAAAAAAAACUAACAGGAAAUAGAGUUAAUCUCAGCAUUUUUGGAUCAUUCCUUGUAGGUGAUUUCAAAGCUGAAUCAGUGCUUAAAUUGUGUGAAGAUCAGUUCGAAGAAAAUGUACAAGAAAUUACAG
Saccostrea cuccullata (small rock oyster) is the source of this 1563-nucleotide messenger RNA. RefSeq lists its product as uncharacterized. The record is from RefSeq and is a predicted model, not a curated record. Lineage: Eukaryota; Metazoa; Mollusca; Bivalvia; Ostreida; Ostreidae. The transcript has 7 exons. Bases 34 to 654 code for a protein of 206 amino acids.